AUGGCCGGACAAAAGAAGAAACUUCACUUCGUGGAAAAUUUUGGACUGAGUGGUGCUGCAGCAGUUAUCUCCAAGACAGCAGCCGCCCCUAUUGAACGAGUGAAACUUCUUGUUCAAAACCAGGAUGAGAUGAUAAAGGCUGGGCGACUGGAUACACCUUACAAAGGCGUCAUAGACUGCACUGUCAGGACCUACAAAGCAGAAGGAGCUAUUUCUUUUUGGAGAGGUAAGUACUUUGUAUUGAUAUUGUUGUUACUUUUCUUGUUUGCUGUCGCUGUUUUUUUUUUAAGCAGCUCUUCUCUGAUGGCAGUUGAUGUGAGAUGAUCUGAGGAGAAAUUAGAUGCUAUUCAUUCUUAGGGGCUAAAGGGUUAAGAUUUUGGGAACAUGUACCAGAUUUUCACAGAUCAGGGCUUGAUGUAGACUAAAAAUAUUUUUGGUGGGCCUGCAUAGAGGACUUCACAGCUUGCUGUCGGAGGAAUUAGUCAAUUGUUCUCUCAUUGGAAUACCAAAGCCAUGAUCAAGCUUACCUCCUAUUCCUGUUACCUGGGCUUAAUUGGAACUUAAAUGACAAGAUUUUUUAUAAAUUUUUAUUUGCAAAAUAACCAACACUCCAAUUUACCAAGGAUAUAUGAAUUGUGGGUCAAAGGACCACUCUUCAGAUAUAUGUCUGCUGAAAUCUUCUUUUUCCUUCUGUUAUUGAUUUAUUUGGUAUAAAAUUUUCCAUGUUUUCUGCUUUAUCAACGUAUUUGUCACUGAUUGAUUUGUUUCUGCCUUGUAAAUAAGUUGUUGGUGAUAUAACUUGUUUUCUUUAUGUCAGGUAACCUCGCCAACUGCAUUAGGUACUUCCCAACCCAGGCUCUCAACUUUGCAUUUAAAGACCAGAUCAAAGCCCUUUUCAAGCCAAAUAGAACUGACUCUUAUGCUGUGAAGUUCAGCAAGAACAUUGCUUCUGGCGGUGCAGCUGGAGCUAUGUCAUUGCUCUUUGUGUACUCCCUUGACUACGCCCGAACUCGUCUGGCAAAUGAUGCUAAGUCAAAAGGGACUGAGCGCCAAUUCAAUGGCCUCAUUGAUGUUUACACAAAGACACUGAAGAGUGAUGGCAUUGUUGGACUCUACAGAGGCUUCGUGAUAUCUUGUGUUGGUAUCAUUGUGUAUCGAGGUUUCUACUUUGGCUUGUACGACACCCUGAAGCCAAUGCUGCUGGGAGAUGAUGCCUCACUGGUGCUCUCAUUCCUUCUGGGCUUGAACUUGAACUUUGAACUUUAUUUUUAUUUAGACACGGUAAAUCUAUCAGAUAAAAUAAUAAUAUUAUUACAAUCUAUUAUUACAGUUACAAUCUAUUUUAAUCUAUAUAAACAUGAUCUAAAAUUUAAAAGUAAAAUAGAAAAAAAAAUAAGGAAAUUCUGCUUUACAUAGAUGCCGUGUGUGUUUUGUCGAUUCAGAGGAAGAAAUUGCGACAACCAUUUCGGAAGGAUUGAAGUGAUUUUGCUUGCCGCAAUUCAGGGGACAAGCUAUUCCAUAUAACCGCACCGUUAUAGCUAAAGCUAUUUUUUAGGAAAUUGGUGCGAGGCAAUGGAACAGCUAGUUUGUUUUCAGAGUUCCUUAGAUUAUAUGGAGGAUCAUAUUUAGUGAAAAGAGAACCAAGAUAGUCGGGCGCAAGACCAUGUAUAGAUUUAUAGACCAUGGUGGCCACUUGUAUUUGUCGCUGAGUAUCUAACCGUCUCCAGUUAAGUUGCACAAAAAGAGGAUCAGCGCUUGUGUCAUAACUGGAGAAGGUCAGAAUACGGGCAGCCCGGUUUUGCAACUUUUGGAGCUUAUUCGAAAGACCCUUGUUACAAUGCCCCCAGACCUCGCUGCAGUCUAUGCAGGCUAUGGUGUGACUGUUAGCUCAGGCCUAGCUUCAUACCCCAUCGACACCAUACGCCGACGCAUGAUGAUGACAUCUGGGCAGGCAGUAAAAUACAAAGGCUCCAUUGAUUGUACCAUCCAGAUCUUGAAGAAUGAAGGCUUCAUGUCCCUGAUGAAGGGUGCCGGAGCUAACGUCCUGCGUGGCAUGGCUGGAGCUGGUGUGUUGGCUGGCUUUGACAAGCUUAAGGCGGUGUACAUGAGCUGGCGUUUUGAUGACUGA
Molecule: messenger RNA, 2128 nt
Organism: Pocillopora meandrina
Lineage: Eukaryota; Metazoa; Cnidaria; Anthozoa; Scleractinia; Pocilloporidae
Source: the annotation of a GenBank genome assembly